Messenger RNA from Salvia hispanica, 2474 nucleotides. The record is from RefSeq and is a predicted model, not a curated record. NCBI's taxonomy places the organism in Eukaryota, Viridiplantae, Streptophyta, Magnoliopsida, Lamiales, Lamiaceae.
UAAUGCGCAUGUGUAGAGAAGGAUUUCCCUAUGUUGCUCUUUCUCUCCUCGUCUCUCCGAAUUUCCAAUACAGUUCCCUGCACAAGCUUUUCUCCAAGAACCACGACACAAUACACUUCUUUUCAGGAAAAUGAGUAAAUCAGCAUUGCCCCUGCAAUGCGUGCGUGGGUCGGAGAAGCAGGUGAUCAAGAAGGAAGCUUUGGUGAAGCUUCUGCGGUGGCAUUUUGGUCAUUCUGAUUUCCGAGGGAAUCAGUUGGAAGCCAUUCAAGCUGUUCUAUCAGGUAGAGAUUGUUUUUGUCUGAUGCCGACUGGUGGAGGAAAGUCACUUUGUUAUCAGAUCCCUGCCCUUGCAAAGCCAGGGAUUGUGCUCGUUGUUAGUCCUUUGAUAGCCCUUAUGGAGAAUCAAGUAAUGGCUCUGAAAGAAAAAGGGGUUGCUGUUGAAUAUCUCUCUUCAACUCAGACUGUCAAAGUCAAGAAUAAGAUCUAUGAAAACCUUGAAUCUGGAAAGCCAUCUUUGCAACUAUUGUAUGUUACACCAGAACUGAUUGCCACAUCAGGAUUUAUGUCAAAGCUGAUGAAGAUUCAUGGCAGAGGAUUGCUAAAUCUUAUAGCAAUUGAUGAGGCACAUUGCGUAUCAACAUGGGGCCAUGAUUUCAGGCCAAGCUACAGAAAGCUUUCUUCUCUGAGGAAUAAUUUGCCAGGCAUACCAGUUCUAGCAUUGACAGCAACAGCUGUUCCCAAGGUUCAGGAGGACGUGAUAAAGUCCUUGUCUUUGCAAAAACCUCUUGUUCUGAAGUCAUCAUUCAAUCGUCCAAAUAUUUAUUAUGAAGUUCGCUAUAAAGAUCUGAUGGAUGAUCCAUAUUCUGAUAUUUGCAAUUAUCUGAAAUCAUGUGGAAAUGUAUGUGCAAUUGUUUAUUGUCUUGAGCGCACAGCUUGUGAUGAUCUGGCACUCCACCUAUCUGCACAAGGAAUUCCUUGUUCUGCAUAUCACGCAGGAUUGAACAGUAAUGUCCGGAGUUCUGUCUUGGAUGACUGGAUCUCCUCUAGAACACAAGUAGUUGUGGCUACUGUAGCUUUUGGGAUGGGUAUUGAUAGGAAGGAUGUCAGAGUUGUUUGCCAUUUUAAUAUCCCCAAGUCUAUGGAAGCAUUCUACCAAGAGUCAGGUCGAGCUGGUCGUGACCAACUGCCUUCUCGAAGUCUGUUGUAUUUUGGAGUUGAUGAUCGUAGAAAAAUGGAAUUCAUCCUGAGUAAGGCUGCAAACAAGAAAUCACAUUCUUCAAGCAUGGAUGAGGGUUCAACAAAGAACUCCUUAGCUGAGUUCCAGAAAAUGAUUGAAUACUGUGAGGAGGCAGGCUGCCGGAGAAAAAAGAUCCUUGAAAGUUUUGGGGAAGAGCAGGUAACGGCAUCAUUAUGUGGGAAAACUUGUGACUCAUGCAAACACCCUGAUAUGGUUUCAAAGUAUUUGGAGGAGCUUACAAGUACUGCUGCUUUUCAAUAUAAAAGGGGGUCAUCAAGAAUAUACAUAACCAGUGCUUCAGAGACCUAUGGUGAUGAACAAUUGUCAGAAUUCUGGAAUCGAAAUGAUGAAGCUAGUGGAUCUGAGGAAGAAGAUAUUUCUGAUUCUGAUGAUGCCACAGAAAUUGCAAAAAGUGUAGCAAAUUUAGGAAAAUCAUCCAAAUGGAAACUAGACGAAAGAUUGGAGUCAUUAGAGCGUGCGGAAGAGAAUUAUUAUCGGAAUAAAGAUAACCAAGACAAACAGGCCAAUAAGAUCGACAAGAAAUUCAUAUCCGCGACGCUUAGAAAUUCUGGAAAGCAGAGGUUACUAACUGCAAUGAAGCAAAAUCAGCAUCUUUCCAGCACUUUACAGAUGGACUUUGUGACAUCUGCGGAGACACUUGAGAUUGAAUGUUACCGGAAAUACGGGAGAAGUGGGAAGUCAAUUUAUUUAUCCCAGAUGGCAAGUACCGCAAGAUGGCUGUCAGCAGCGGUCCCUGAUGAACUAACACAAAGACUUGGUACCACUCCUAGCAUGUCAACAGAGGCAGAUAAACCCGAAGCAGAUCGCUCUUUAUCACCAUCAGUGCCAUUCAUUGCAGCAAUCACACCAGUCCAUGAAGAGAAUGGGAGUGGCAGUGGUGCUACCAUUGAAUCAAACUCUGCUGUCCUCGAGCAUACAUUGGCACCACCAAUUCUGUCAUUCUCAGAAUUUAUAAACAGGAGAAAAGUGAUGGAUAAGCAGGUUUCGACAUCUAAAAGAGAGUCCAAGGAUGGAGGUAGCCAAGGUAUGGAGAAGAAAGCUAAGUGCUAGGCUCUUAACUGGAACUUCAAAUUUUGCAGCGCUGACACUCUCUCAUUGAACGCAUUGUUACUGAUUUGUUUAGCAUCUAGAUUGUUAUGUAGUAAUCUCUAUAAAUACCGAGCUAUCUUGUAGUACUGUUUUUCAUCAUGAUUAAAUGCAUAACAAUGUUACAUAA